GAUAUUUUUGCAAAGGACCAAAAAAAGGAGACAUCUUAUCUAAUAUCUCCCCUAUCGAGUGGGUAAGAAAAAACUGAAACAGAAAUGGCGAAUUCACUAUGCUUCUUCUCUUCUCCUCCUACCUUUUGCUUCCAGUCUCCCAUCAAAACCCCUAAACCUACUCACUUCUUCCCACUAGGUGAUAAGAAGUCGUCGUUGGCUCAGAAAGGAGAAGUGCUUCAGACUUCCAAAUCCAAAAGCUUCGAAAUUCAGGCCACAGACGGUACUCAGACCACUAAAAUGAGCAGCAUAGUUUGUCAAAAAUGUGAAGGGAAUGGUGCUGUGGCAUGUUCUCAAUGCAAAGGGGGUGGUGUGAAUUUGAUUGAUCAUUUUAAUGGGCAGUUUAAAGCUGGUGGCCUCUGUUGGCUUUGCAGAGGUAAAAAGGAGGUUUUGUGUGGAGAGUGCAAUGGAGCUGGUUUCCUUGGUGGUUUCUUGAGCACCUUCGACGAGUAAUAGAGAAAAGCUUCUUACAAAAUGAAUUUUGUGCUAUAAUCACUCAUGAACACUCUUUAUAAACCUUAGAAGAGGUUUCUCUCUAUGAACGCUCUUCUUCUAAACCCAUUAUGUAUUACUAUUUGUUAUUGAACACCAUGUUUUAUUGCACUUUUUUGUUUCUUUA
Messenger RNA from Brassica oleracea var. oleracea, 658 nucleotides. RefSeq lists its product as uncharacterized. Gene Ontology annotation, cellular component: protein folding chaperone complex; chloroplast stroma. The transcript is spliced from 4 exons. Bases 85 to 492 code for a protein of 135 amino acids. Lineage: Eukaryota; Viridiplantae; Streptophyta; Magnoliopsida; Brassicales; Brassicaceae. Gene Ontology annotation, molecular function: protein folding chaperone. The record is from RefSeq and is a predicted model, not a curated record.